Erinaceus europaeus (western European hedgehog) is the source of this 1963-nucleotide messenger RNA. RefSeq names its product transmembrane protein 140 (gene TMEM140). The record is from RefSeq and is a predicted model, not a curated record. The transcript is spliced from 3 exons. NCBI's taxonomy places the organism in Eukaryota, Metazoa, Chordata, Mammalia, Eulipotyphla, Erinaceidae. The coding region runs from base 408 to 965 and encodes 185 amino acids.
UUUCUGAAAAGUCAUGGGGCUACCGGCAAGUUAAGAAAUGAAAGUCAAAUCAGCUGAUAGUGACAUCAGUCAGCAGAAAUGUACCAAAGUUCAGAGGGCUGUUUACUGAGACACAACUGCCAGGAUGAGCAGGUCCUGAGCUCAGAAUUCAUCUCUUUGUCGUCUACCCGGGACACCGUCCUCAUUUCUGAAGUCUGACAUUAGAAAGCCAGCGAGAAAGAAGAAUUUCCUCAGACCCGACUUCCUGCUCUGCCUUUUUAUGAGUGUCUCUGUGGGUUCUGCACCUUCUAUUUCAGAAGCUUCCUGCCAUGCAGUAGGAACCAGACUUUAACCUGAGUCACACACCUGUCAAAGCAGACACACAACCCAGGUCCCCAGGCAGACAGCCGUCUAAAGGGCAGGAGAAGAUGGCGGCUGAGGCGCGGUGGUGGUGGGCCAGUCACCUGCCGUUCCUGGGCACCCUGAGCCUGGUGGCUGCGGUCAUCUCCCUGCUCUUCUAUGCUCUCCUCUGGAAGGCCGGCAACCUCACCGAGCUGCCCCACCUGAAAAUUGGCUUCUACAACUUCUGCCUCUGGAAUGAGGUCUCGGACUCUCUCCAGUGCUUCCAAUCCUCCGAGUUGAAGGCCCUGGGCGUGUCUCAGUUGGGCCUGGGCCUAGCCAGGUUGGGAGUGUACGGGGCCCUAGUCCUCAUCCUCUUUGUCCCCCUGCCCCUCCUCCUGGCCCGGUGCAACAAGAGCAAGGGCGAGUGGCAGCUGGCGAUGAUCUUCCUGGUGACAUCCUCUGUGCUGCUGGCCAUGGGCCUGGCCGUCUUCUUCACCUGCACCUGGAGGUGGCUCCAGCUCUCCUUCUUGGGGCCAGCGUUUCUGGCUCUGGGCAUUGCCCAGGUCUUGCUCAUCCUACUGCUUGUGAUCAUGGCUGCAUUCCCUCAGAGAGCCGAGAAGGAGAGCAAGUGUGAGAACUGUUAGUCUCAUCCAAAGGCUUACCUACUUACAAGUGUUCCUCUGGAUCUGUGCUCAGAGAUGCCAGAAGAUCCCCCAAAAGGGGGCGUCUGCCCAGCCAACCUGUUUCUACCACACGCUGAUCUCAAGUUCACCCACACCAAGAGGACAAGGGACAGUAAGAACAGCCAGAGCAUGUACUGCUUCUUAGUGUAUGGUUGUUUGUCCUUCUGAACUACCCAGGUUCCCAAGGACACCCCCAAACCACGAAGCUCAAUGCCACAAGAAUUUCUGCUUCAGUGAACUGGUCUGAGCAAAGUUUUUUUUUUUAAGCCUCAGCAUGGUGGGGAGAUAAGGAUUCCUAUCAUGGGACCAGAACGGUUUGCCAAACGGUAGCAACAAACAGGAGACACUGUUAAGACUGCCAGUGUCACUUGUAAGCAAGCUUCUCUUCUUCGUCUGUGGGGGGUGGGCCAGAAAGAGCCCCUUUCCCAAAGGCCCAGAAAUGAUUCAAGAAACACAGAACACCUGGGCACAAAGAGAAGUAGCUUGAAUGUUGCCCUGAAAAAGUUGCUGGAUAUGAAGUCUAACCCAUCAGGGCUGACCAAAUAUUCCUAGCAUGUGAAGUGGAAUGUGGAAGCAGAAUUUGCCAAAUACUUGGGAGGAAGAGAAAAAGGAACAGGACUAAAUGGUUCCACAUACAAAUAUAUCUCUUCACUUUUUUCUUUCUUUUUUUUUUUUUACACCAGAGUACUGCUCAGCUCUAGCUUAUGGUGGUACCUGAAGUUAAACCUGGGACCUUGGAGCCUCAGGCUCAUGUCUGAGUCAUUUUGUACAAUCACUUUGUUAUCUCUCCAGCUCCUUCACUUGUCAGCCCAGAAUGAGGAAAGGAUGAGUACAACUUGGGCACUUGGGGGUCUGGAGUGAAGGAAGAAAAGUAUCUGUCCCUGGUACCUGUAUAUUGAAAAGCCUGUGCAUUCAAUAAUGGGCUCUUUCUGUCAUACAGUAUAAAGGCAUAAAUGUGG